ACUAGUUUUUCACUGGAGCGAGCUACGCGAGUAUCACUCUCCGCUGGCGAAAGAAUAAAACACCAGCAGAAAUAACUGUUCCGUACGUUGUACGCUGUGGAAACGGUCCGGGGAUAGCGAUUUUUCCAGCGUACAUUGAUUGAUUUAUUGAUCGGUGGCCGCCAGCGUGAAUAGUUGUCGAGUUUCCGUGUGAGGUUGUGAUUUGUGGUAUCGUUUUUUGGUAUUUUCCUCCGCUAGAUUUCGGGUCAAUUCCUCCUCGAGUACGAGAAAAAUUUCUCCAUCGGGCAAGAAAAAGUUGCAGCGGUGGAAUAAAAGAAGCGAAAGAUCCACGGUUUAUGUGCUCCGGUGUGGUGAGAAGUGAAGGAAAAGUGUUGUGUGGAAAAGAAGAGUGUGUGCGUCUUCUCGCAAGAAGAUCCCGUUGGAAUACUUCUCGUUGAUCUUUCCUGCAACUGCUGCAUUUUGGAUGAUUUUGGAGCAGAAAACCGAUAGUGAGCUGAAUUAUAAGAAGCCCACAGAAAUUAAAAGAGAGAGAGCGCGAGAAAGAGUGCCGAAGAAAGAAGAGUGUGAAUUCAUCAACAAUGUCAUCAUCCGGCGAUUUUGGAAAUCCGCUGCGGAAGUUUAAGCUGGUCUUUCUCGGCGAGCAAAGCGUCGGGAAAACUUCGCUCAUCACUCGGUUCAUGUAUGACAGCUUCGACAACACCUACCAGGCAACAAUCGGUAUAGACUUCCUGUCGAAAACCAUGUACUUAGAAGACCGAACAGUAAGAUUACAGCUGUGGGACACUGCCGGACAGGAGCGAUUUCGAUCGCUGAUACCUUCCUACAUCCGCGAUUCAACCGUAGCCGUAGUCGUGUACGAUAUUACAAAUGCAAAUUCAUUUCACCAAACAUCGAAAUGGAUCGACGACGUGCGGACGGAGCGUGGCAGUGAUGUAAUAAUAAUGCUAGUGGGCAACAAAACUGACCUCUCGGACAAGCGCCAGGUGUCGACGGAGGAAGGCGAGCGGAAAGCGAAAGAGCUUAAUGUGAUGUUCAUCGAAACCAGUGCGAAGGCUGGGUACAACGUGAAACAGCUUUUCCGAAGAGUGGCCGCCGCACUGCCCGGUAUGGAUUCCACGGAGAACAAGCCACCAGAAGACACUGUCGACCUGCAGAUUCAGCCCUCAAACUCCGGCGACCAGCAGGAUUCGGAAGGCGGUUGUAUGUGUUAAGCGGUGCGCGGUGCGGACAGCUGACGGAAACGAAACGCACCAGACAGCAGAAGCAAAAGCAGUGUAUUGCAUCCUACGAAAAAUUCAAGAAAAAAAACAAUACGCAGUGUAUUUGCUUUCACCAUAAGAAUAUUUUUCGUUAUCGAUUUACAUGAGAUAAAACAUAAACAGCAAAAAAACAACUAAUUGGUAGGAAUGUUGAGAAGGAUAGGAAAAUGAAACCGCUGAUUACGAUUUGUGCGAAAACGAAAGAGUUCAAUUAAGGCGAAAAGAAGGAGGACACUAGGAUUUAACAAUUUAGCUAUGCAGAUAACCAAAGCGAAUAUUCAUCUCAAGACAAAGAAAAAAAAAAGCACAAAGUGAAGUUUAGUUUCUAAGUGACUCAAUUGACGGGGAAAAACAUUAAACAAAAAACCCAGUGCAGGAUAAUACACACAAAUGCUAAUUAGUAGUGUACUAGAUUAGGGGACAACGCUAAAAUUGAAAAGCGCAAGCAGGUGUGAUUACUGAAUCAACUUCAUUUUGGACACGGACUCUGUUCUAAACAGACAUACAGGCGGAAUACAAGUUACGAAAUGUUUGUUUUAAACGCUCAGAAGCACAUUGAAGAAAAAAGACAUUAUCAUUCUAACAAAUCAUAAACGCUCUAGAAAACGAUAAAAAGUCAUUCCCACCCACAAUCACUCACCCACUCACCCCUUUCAAUCGUUAACUACACCAACAAGAUAAUAGAAUUAACAAAAAAACUCGAAAAAAAAACAUCAAGCGGUAAACAAAACCAAGUGCAUGCUUAUACCGAACCGUAUUGUGUAUGUAUUAUGAUUUUAAAGCAAUUAUCAGCCCCAGCGCCGUUUAUAGGUUAUAUGGUUUACCCAUCACUGCACAGACCGCGCAGCAAAAAUCGGAAAUGUUGACACGGAUUGCGUACGCAAACUUUCCGGGCUUCCACUGUGUGUUAGUUAGCUGGAAAGGUUAGAAAGUGACUUUAGUUCAGCGCACUGAGAUGAAAAUGUUGCAUGGCGGCUUCGAAAUAUAUGUGAGUGCUUGCGAGAAAACCUGUAUUAUUUCGGUGGAUUUUCUGAGUUGUGCUCCGGCGAAUAGAUUUUUCUUCGUGGUAAUGGAUGUUGUGAACAUAGAAAUUUUGGACAGAAUACGAUUGUGAAAACCGACAUUUUUAGGGAGAACGCUUUAUUUGGAUGAAUUAUUGAAAAAAAAACAUGUCAUUCAAAAUAUUGUCAAUUGCUUUCCACUACUUUUUCUCAUUAUUCAGACAAGUUGUCAAAAUAUCUAUUCUUCUUUGGACCCAAUGUGUCUGUUCCAACGUGUAGGCACUCUGCAUUGAUCGAGUUUUGAAUUUUCUCAAUAGUUCUAUACCGUCUCAAAGACAUAAUGCUCAGCAUUGUCACGAUUGAAUAUUUCUACUUCGUAUCUGAUGGUAUAAUCAGUUCAAUGCUCGCUUCAAACCAAUCAAUUGUUGCCCAUAGAACUUCCUAAUAAUAACAUUCGGACGGACGAAAAUAUGGUGCGUAGGUACCUAAUACUCGCGGUACUUUUGGAGGAUCUGUCGCAGUGUAAAAAUCUGGUCCGUCGUCGAAUCCAGCCUAAUAACUUCCCACAAAUUUGUUAACUACUGGCGAUAGACGGCAAAGGAGAAUCUGGGAUAAGAUUUAAUAGUCAACAUUCAGGAUCGUAAUCAGUGUUGCCCCACGUACAGAUUUAUCUGGAACUAGCUGACCCGGCAAACUUCGUCCCGCCCAACAUUUGUUUUUUGUUAUCAAUACCUUCAAAAACCCCCAAAUGCCAAAUUUGGUUUCGUUUGCUUGAUUAGUUCUCGAGUUAUGCAGAAAUUUGUGCUUCAUUUGUAUGGCAGCCCCCCUCCCCCCUCAGAGAGACGGGAGCAGUGUUUUUGUUUAUUUAUUGUCCAGUAGCGUAAGAUGUGAAUCUUUUUGAAAAUUUGCUACCUCCGAUUUUGAAAUUGGUACAGAUAUAAUGAUAAUGUAACCUAUUCUCUACUCCUCUAUUUCAAAUAAGUUCAAUUUAUCCGGUUCCAAAAGUUGACGCAGCCACAAAAUUGCUUCCGAGGGGGAACGCAUCACAGCGGACGGUAACGAGUUCCAGUUUACCACACCUCGAACGAACAAUGAAUUAGCAUUGCAUGCCGUGUUGUUGGAUGGUAUCACAAGGUUCUGCAAACGUCACCCACGAGUUUGAAUCAGUUUUCGAUGAAGUAUGCCAGGAGUCUGUGUCUUUAAUAAAUUCCACAAGAAGAUGCAUGAUCGGUGCGCGUAAAAGUUUUGUAGAGGACACCCAAUGAGGUUCUGUUGCAGAUGACUCACGUGAUCAAAGCGGCUCAGUCCAUAUACGUAUCUCACACAGCAAUUUAGUGAUAGAGGCGAAUGAACUGCAAAGUUUAAAGCCUCUUAAAAACAAAGAAAGAAAGAAAGAAAUUUAGUGCAACACGUAGCCGGUCGAAAGAGGUUGCGCUGGGACGGACAUGAAGGACAUCGCCAAACAAAAAAUGUGGCAGGAUCAGAGAGUUAAAAAGUUUCAGUCUGGUGGCAGUCGGAGAAGUUAAACUGGGAAGUUAAUUUACGUAGCAAUUUGCUAUGUGGAAUAGUAUCUAAAGCUUUAGAAAAGUCGAGCAGUAACAG
Messenger RNA from Toxorhynchites rutilus septentrionalis, 3862 nucleotides. It is a transcript of the gene Rab6, whose product is annotated as ras-related protein Rab6. The transcript has 7 exons. NCBI's taxonomy places the organism in Eukaryota, Metazoa, Arthropoda, Insecta, Diptera, Culicidae. Gene Ontology annotation, molecular function: GTPase activity; GTP binding. The record is from RefSeq and is a predicted model, not a curated record. The coding region runs from base 579 to 1211 and encodes 210 amino acids.